AUGGAUCCGCCUCUAUUAAACGAGCAGCAAAUUUACAAUAAAUAUUCCAAUCAACUUUCCAAUUGUUUGCUCGAAUCUCAUUAUCCACAACAGAUUCAAAUAUAUCCAACAUUAUUGGAUAAUAGUCAAAUAUCAUAUUUACAACCAAAUUCUCAAUUACCAGAUUACCCAUGUCUAGAUGUAUAUCCUUUUAAUGAACAACCGGGUCAUACGGCACCACAGUCCGAAUUGAAACCAGAUACAUUUAGUAUUCGAACAAAUAGACGACCGAAAAAGAAGGAAGCACGAAAAACAAAACCUUACAUAAAGCGCACGCAUUCUCGUAUUGCAUGCGAUCCAUGCCGCAGAGUACGUUUAAGGUGUGUAAAAGAAGAAAAGAAUUCUACUUCUUGCAAUAGGUGCAUUGAAGAGAAAAGAAUAUGCAUUUUUGAUGAAAAUCCGGGAAAACGAGGUCGCAAACUUAAUAGCAAAAAUAAACCUAAGGAAAAAGAAACAAAAAAUUGUGAUGUCAAUGUUGCUGAUAAUAUUGUCAAAGUUACUAAAUCAUAUUAUCAUGGUAACAAUGGAGUAAUAUCUGAUAAUCUUAAUUUAAAAGGUACUUCUAGUAUUUUGAAUCCAAAAAUAAGACAAACACAAG
Entrophospora candida is the source of this 637-nucleotide messenger RNA. NCBI's taxonomy places the organism in Eukaryota, Fungi, Glomeromycota, Glomeromycetes, Entrophosporales, Entrophosporaceae. The record is from the annotation of a GenBank genome assembly.